Molecule: messenger RNA, 1904 nt
Organism: Nestor notabilis (Kea)
Lineage: Eukaryota; Metazoa; Chordata; Aves; Psittaciformes; Psittacidae
Gene: KNG1
Product: kininogen 1
Exons: 10
Coding region: 45-1904 (619 amino acids)
Biological process (GO): negative regulation of blood coagulation; positive regulation of cytosolic calcium ion concentration; negative regulation of endopeptidase activity
Cellular component (GO): extracellular region; blood microparticle
Molecular function (GO): cysteine-type endopeptidase inhibitor activity
Source: RefSeq, a predicted model, not a curated record
UUUUAAACAGCCUUCUAGUUCAGGGGGGCUUUUUAAAUCUAAUUAUGAUCUAUUUUAUUGUACUAGCACUCUGUUGUAGUUUUUUCUCUAGCAGAGCCACACCUCUUCCAUUUGAGUUUUCAGACUGUGACGAUCCUGAUGUCUUUAAAGCUGUCGACGCAGCACUGAAGAAAUACAAUGGAGACAGAGCAACUGGUAAUCAAUUUGCUCUAUACAUGGUGAUGGAAGCCAAGAAAACUGCGGGUCCUGACGCUCAAUUCCAUGUGAAAUAUCAAAUACGAGAAACCACUUGUGCCGCUGAGGAAAACAAACUCUGGCAAGACUGUGAUUACAAAGUAUCUGCAGAUGCUAAAACAGGAGAAUGCACAGCUCAAGUUCACAUGAAUAAUGCUGAAAAAACAAGUAAUGUUUCACAAGACUGCAAAAUCUUUCCAGAUAUGCCAAAGAUAACACUUACUCAGGCUACAUGUCUUGGAUGCUUUCAUCCUAUAUCAAGUGACAGUUCAGUAGUGUCAGAAAUUCUGAAACAAGCCAUUCAGAAGUUUAACAAGCACAGUGCUGAACCUGCCCUUUUUAAGCUUGUGGAAAUAAAAGAAGCUAAAAGACAGACGGUAGCUGGAUGGAAUUAUGCAAUUAAAUAUGAAAUUGAGGAGACUAAUUGCUCCAAAGACCAAUUUCAAGAUUUAACUCCAGAGUGCAAAACCACUUCCAGAGGUCGUGUAGGUAUAUGUGAUGCCAAAGCAUAUCAAAGUCUUCAGGCAGUGAUUGUGGAUAUUGCAAGCCAGUGCAAGCUUCCAGUUGAAGAGACAGUAAUUCCUGCCACUCAAACUGGUUGUCCGAAGACUGUCCCAAAAGACAGCCCAGAACUGAAGGAACUACUGAAGGUUUCCAUGGAGAAGUAUAAUUCAGAAAGCAAUGAUGAUUUCUACUACAAAAGUGGAGAAAUAGAAGCAGCGACAGUUCAGGUGGUUGCAGGACAAAAAUACCAUUUAACAUUUGCAGUCCGGAAGACAAACUGCUCAAAGUCAGAAUUUGAAAAAAUUAAUGAAGACUGUGAAGCCACAUCAGACAGUGUACCAUUGUCAUGUGAAGCACAAAUUCAUGUGAUCCCAUGGGAGAAUAAAAUCUUUCCCCAGGUUAACUGCUCCAAAGAACGGUCAAUGGCUGUAUUACUAAGAAGGCCUCCUGGAUUCACACCUUUCCGAAGUCUUGUUAUGCUAAAUCAGCCAAAUGAAAUUUCAUGCUCUGAUAAAAAUGAAGAAGAAAAGCAAAGACCUGAUAAAGAAACAAGAGAAGAUGAGCAAAGACCUGAUAAAGAAACAAGAGAAGAUGGUGGCCAGGAACCAGAAGGUGAAGGCAAACCUGAGCAUAAACACAAGCAUAAACAUGGGCAUGAACAUGGGCAGAAAAAGGAUCAUGAGUCUGACAGAAGGCAUAGGCAUCAAAAUGGUUGUAGACACAGAACUGGUCAUGGGUGUGGGCAUAAAAAACACAGUAAAAAUCGUAAACAUAAACAUCCAAACCACAAAUCUUCUGAGGAGUCCAAUGAAAGUGGUUUUAACCAAAACAAAACCCUCCCAUCAUCCAGUGCUGAAACAGCAUCAGAGAUAGUAAACCCAGGGGUUGCAAGAAAGGAAACCAGUACACCUGCAGAACCACUAAUUCUUCUGGAUACUUCUUCAUUUAAUGGGUUGCCAGAUCACCCAGAAUCUCCUCUCCCCAGAUGCCCUGGAAAACCAUGGAAAGAAAUUAUGGACAUUCCAGCUCCUUCUGGCUUUCCCAGAGAAUUCACAAAUGAGGCUCUCUUGCCUUCUGCUGUAGAAAACAGCAAUCCAGCCACAGAAAAUUCAACACCUUCCCAAAAUGAAAUGAAAGACCUUGAUCUCUCAGAUGCUUUACUAUAA